AUGAUGAACCUCCGGUUUGCCGCUACUAUUCUACUCGUCGGCUUACUGUAAGCGCUGCUGUAACUAGGCAGUAUGGUAAGACCCGAAAAAUGCGGAUUUCAGCCUGGUCAGCUCGAUUGAAGCAUGGAAAAAGAAGGGAAAAGAGUCCAGCGAUGAUGGCACAGCUUCGCCUACGGUCUCCGAGGCCGUAUCCUCGACCACUGGCGCCGCUGGAUCCUCUGGAACCAGCGUAACCUCUGUAAGCUCCACUACGACCCCCGCCGGAUCCGCCGGAACCUCCAACACUCCGGAUCCGUCUGCGAGCACCCCGAGUGCUGCCACGCUUCCGUCCGGCGCCACCACUGAACCUCAACCAACCGGUGGAUCUACCGGGACCACUGGGACGCCUGGAUCCACGACCCCGGCGCCGCUUCCCGAUGUCACUGUUAGCCUUCUUCGUGAGUUGCAUCGUAUCUCGGUCAAUUUUGAAGAUUUUUCAACUUUUAAAAAACGAAUCGAAAGGUUGUUUCAUUCUCUACAACUUUUCAGUUGACUACUUUUUAUGAAAACUCUCCUGUUUUAAGAUAUUCGCGUUUCAUUGAAACGAUUCCAGAAUUCGCGGCGCCCGUCUGCUCGGACACCGUCUGCACCUACCAAUUCGCGGCGCCGGGCAACGAUCAAUCGUUCCUGGCGACCGAGAGUUCCGCGAUCGCCGACGACCGUACCCAGUACGUUUCGUUGCAAUCGGCCGCCGACGCGAAAGACACCAAUAUCAAGAAGGCGAGCGACGCGGCGCACGCCAAGAUCCGCGCUCUUCAGACGCUUUUGGACAAUAUUCAGUCGAACCUCGACUCGAUUCACUCGAACAUCGCCGUCAUUCAGGCGAGCCAGCUCGACGCGCAGAGCACUUUGCAAUUCGUCGAAAAGUUCGUUUCGGAUGUGAACUCGGCGCCGAGCAACUGUUUGUACCAAAAGUGUUUGAAGCGUACGUCCAUUUUCCGGAAGAUUCUGGAGACAAAUGUUUCAUUUUUCAGCGACCACUCCAGCUCCGCCGAGUAAGUUUCUUUGCCCCGUUUUUCGGCAAAAGUCGACGAAAUUUGCAAAAAGACACUUUUGACAGCACACGGUCUUCAGAGCUGACAAUAUGCGCGUGGCGUUUUCCCGAAUUGAGCACGUUUUCUCUGAUUUUUGUGCUCAAAGGCGAUGAAAAAUUAUCGUUCGACAUGAAAACACACUAAUUCUCACAAUUAAUGACGUUUUAGCGCAUUUUUCGCGGACUUUGCUUUUUCGCCGAUAGCCGCCGAUCGCCGCACUUCACAUUUUGCGAUUUCUUGACCGUUUUCAGACAGAAUUAGUUUUGAGAAUGAUAAAUCACGUAAAUACAAGCAUUUUGAGCGCUCGAACCGCGAAAAUUGUCGAAAAGCAACUGAAAUCUCCCACGGCGCGAAUGAUUUCAAUGGGGCGCACUUGCAACAGGCGGGCUGUGUCGAUUUACGCGGCGGCGGCCGAUUAAUUAAUUUUCAACGGGAGUUCGCGUUCUUUCCAUGCUUUCUGUACAAUACACCUAUUUUUUGCACGCCUGGAACCUGGAUUCGAAUAAUUAGAGCACUAGCUACGUUUUGGUAACAGAAAUCUCGCAUAUCGUUGAGAAUUAGCCGAGUUAUUUCGAUUUGAAGGUUUCCGCCUGGAUUUUGAUGUUUUUCGAAUAGUUUUCGAAAAGUGCUCAAGAAAACUAACCGCCGGAACCUGAAUUUUGUGAAGAACGAUUCAGCGAACAUUUUUAUCGUUUGUUGGGCUCAUGAAAUGCAAAAUGAGCUGAAAUAUAAAGGUUUGAAGUUUUGACGAAAUGCAAAAAAGACGCUAAAAACAUGAAAAACUCUAAAUUCUAUAAAGAACGGUUUCCAAUCAGUAAAAUAUUGUUUUUUAGACGUUUUUCAAGUCAAAAAAAAAAAAGAAAUAAAGGUCGUAAACUCGAAUUGAACUGCAUUUUUAGACCUGCGCAAAUGUUCAAAAGUUACAACGACACUCCGCAAUUUACUAGCCUAUACAAUCGGUCUAUCGAGAGACAAAUGCGAAAUUAUCGGUUUUUCGUGUGGCUAAUCUGGCAAAAAACACUAAUUUUGCUGUUACAAUUUGAAUUUCGCGCCAAUGUAUCGCUCUAUUGGACGGGGCGCCGCACUUGCGCCCAUUGUCAGCUCUCGAGACCGUGCAGCACGUUGUUCACACUUCUGUUUUUUUUGCAGCGACCACACCGACGCCGGUGCCGACGACUCCGCCGAGUCCGUGCCUCAACUUUACGUGCCCGGGCGACGAGACCGGCGGCGCGUGCCUUCUCGACAACACGAACCAACCGUACUGCACGAAUUGUGUCGACAAUUUCAACGGAUACUCUCAUUGUGAUAGCGGUGAGUGGUUGUUGGGUCUCGCCGCGAAAACGGAAAGCCUGUAAUACCGUUUUUAUAAGUGCGGUAGAGCGCAUUUGCAUCGCUAUUCCAAUUUCGCCUGUUUUUUGCAGUCGCUUGCUCGGCAGCGGGAACCAAUUUCACGGUGAACGCCACCUCUUCCCAAGGUGUUCUCUACUCGAGCGGCUACAAUCAAACGGUGCCCGCGAGUUCUCUGGUGCCGGCCAACUCGGACUGUCGCUGGCAACUUUCCGGAUCGUUUUCCGUCGAUACGACCACCGCCGCCGACUUCAAUCUUACCUGUUUGAGCAGCACAAACGUCGUCAUGUACUUGAUCUCGUCCGACGGAUUUUCGCAAAAAUUGGUCAGCACCACGACGGCAAGAUCGUUGACUUCGGCUCUUUCCAAAUUCACCAAUCCCAUUUUUACGCUGACCUCCACCGCCGCCGACGCCUCCUUCUGCUCCAUUCCGUUGAAGUUGACGUCGUCCGGAAGUGGUGCUCAGGAGGAGCCGAAAGAGAAAAAGAAUGGCUUCUUCUCGUGGCUCAUGGGCUACUAG
Molecule: messenger RNA, 2940 nt
Organism: Caenorhabditis sp. 36 PRJEB53466
Lineage: Eukaryota; Metazoa; Nematoda; Chromadorea; Rhabditida; Rhabditidae
Source: the annotation of a GenBank genome assembly